AUGUUUGAGAUCGAAGAGGACAAAAAAUCAGAUGACGAAUCAUUCGGACAGAUCAGCACGUUGACUAUUGCAAGUCUCGACGAUCUGGACGAAAAUGUUCCAGAUCAGGAAGACGCCACAAUUGCCGCAUUGGACAAAGUGGUGGCUGGCCAACGCGUGUGUUGUGCCAUGUGCGCGCUGAACAAAAGUCGGUCGGACGAGCAAGUUUUCGCGUGUUGGCGAGCGGAAUCCAUGAGCAGUCGGUUUAUGAGGCUGCGUGCAGGUGCUGGUGCCGAACGCACCCCCCUUGUGGCAAAACGGCAAAUGCCAAGUGAAAACCACGUGAAAAAUGUGUGGCAAUCUCCAGCGCCUUCGCAACAAGUGACAUCGCCACUGGAACCAUUGGCAGUUCUUGGUGGACGGGAAUCGCAAGACACGGCGGUGGUGGAAGCGCAUCACGACGGCACGCCGACGGAGCCUUUUCCAGGGUCUCCAUGUACCCCUCGAGUACCUGGAACUCCGAGAGACUCGGUUGCUUCGUCCUCGAGGGCAUCGUCCGUGUGCCAGAUCGACCUCGAGAGGCUGGACAAUUGGCGGCUUUCAACCCCAGAGCAACGUCACGCUGCGUCCACCGCCAAGUCUUCGGGACUCGAGAGUAUACGUCGGAUGCCCCGUCGCUCGCUGCUGAUGCUUAACUCGAUCCGUAGCAAACUCACGACGCGAAAGCACUGCGUUAUUUAA
Molecule: messenger RNA, 720 nt
Organism: Phytophthora nicotianae INRA-310
Lineage: Eukaryota; Oomycota; Peronosporomycetes; Peronosporales; Peronosporaceae
Exons: 1
Coding region: 1-720 (239 amino acids)
Source: RefSeq, a predicted model, not a curated record